Cynocephalus volans (Philippine flying lemur) is the source of this 1781-nucleotide messenger RNA. It is a transcript of the gene CCDC174, whose product is annotated as coiled-coil domain containing 174. The transcript has 11 exons. Gene Ontology annotation, cellular component: nucleus. NCBI's taxonomy places the organism in Eukaryota, Metazoa, Chordata, Mammalia, Dermoptera, Cynocephalidae. The coding region runs from base 74 to 1477 and encodes 467 amino acids. The record is from RefSeq and is a predicted model, not a curated record.
CGGGAGGCAGGUGUGGGAGGCCUGCGCGGACUUGGGAAGCGUCUGUGUGGGGCCGGGACGGUCCGGCGCGACCAUGGACCGGAGGAAGAAGCCUUUGGAUGUCACGGCCUCCUCGUUAGUAGAUCUUAAGGCCGAACUCUUCCGAAAACAAGAAGAAUUCAAACAAGAAAAACUUCUAAAAGAUUCUGGAGUUUUGGGAAAACCAAAAACAGCUAAUAAGAAACCAAGUAUCUGGAGCAAACAGAAUGCAGGAGUUUCAAAUCGAGCUGAGAAGGAUGCUGAACAGAAGAUUGAGGAACAGAAGACUUUAGACAAAGCAAGGGAAAAAUUGGAAGAAAAAGCCAAACUGUAUGAAAAAAUGACUAAAGGAGACUUUAUAGAUGAAGAAGUGGAAGAUAUGUACCUCGUGGAUUUCACACAGAAGAUCAUAGACAAGCGCAAAGAAAUGGAGGCAUCUGGUGCCAACAGAGAUUCUCGAAAGGCAGGAGAAAGGAAUGAUGAAGAAGAAAGUCUUCUUGAAGGAGAUAUACCUCCUCCCCAAGACUCCAGUGAAGAAUGGGUGGAUUAUGUGGACUCCUUAGGGCGAUCCCGGCGCUGCAUGAGAAAGGAUUUGCCACAUCUGCUGGAGAUGGAUAAAAGUCUUCAGGGGAGACUUUUCAUUAGUCCUGCUAAUGAAAAAACCCUGUUAUCUGAAGACAUGAGAAAAGAACUUCAGCGCCAGCAAUGGGAGGAAGAAGAAAGGGAGGCUCUGGAAAGGCCGAUGGGGCCCGUGCAUUAUGAAGACAUCCGGGAAAACGAGGCCCGGCAACUUGGUGUUGGUUAUUUUGCCUUUGCCAGAGACAAAGAGUUGAGAAACAAACAAAUGAAAACUUUAGAGAUGCUGCGUGAACAGACAACGGAUCAGAGAACAAAACGAGAAAACAUAAAGGAAAAGCGAAAGGCUAUGUUAGAAGCAAGGCUUGCCAAACUUCGACAAAAAAAGAUGAAAAAACCAAAAGAAGAUGGAGCAGAAGAAGAAAAUAGAGAUGGAGAUGUUAUUGAGCCUUUGUCACUGGAACCAGAGGCUUUGCUUACUCCACAUACUGUGGCUCAGACUAGCAAAGUAGAGGUCAUUGUCCAAGAGAGGAAGGACACCAAGCCUGGAGUGCCACAUGUGCGGGAGUGGGACCGAGGAAAAGAAUUUUCUUUUGGCUACUGGUCGAAGAGGCAGUCAGAUCUCCGGGCAGAGAGAGAUCCUGAGUUUGCCCCGCCAUCAGAUUACUUUGUGGGUCAAAGGAGAACUGGUUCUUUCAGUAACCAGACAUGGAGCAGACCUGGACCAGCACAGAGUGACCCAAGGCAGCACUCUGGCCAGAGCCACGAACCCAGCUCUUCACAUACGUCAUCCCCUCCUGUCCCUGAAAGUUCACCACAAGUCCCACCGGUCACUUUUGAAACUCUGGAUGAUAUGAUCUCAUAUUAUAAACAAGUGACAUGAGCUUAAAAAGCGUUUCUAAGCUGGGUUUGUACUGUUGAAGGUGGAGUCCUCACCCAGAGAAGGAGAAAUAACUUUAGGGACCGAGUUGCACCUUUUGUGCUCUGUCCUUUCCCUCGAAGGCACAGACUUCAGGUUGGAUUCAUCAGCAAAGAAGAAACUGAGUGAUACUAUGGGGACUCUCUUGGCCACUUGGCUGUUUAUUUCUUUCUAACUGGUGUAGAGACAUACUCAUCUGAAUUUACAUGUGAGCUCUGACAGAGCAGGAAUAUUUAUUCUGUAAAAUUUUACAGUGAGGAGCUUGUGA